UGUCCUGCCCUGCACAAAGAGUCCUGUAAGCGCACACACACACACACACACACACAAGUCCCAGCACUGAGAGGCCAUUCCUGUACUGGAGACGGCUGGUGCAGUGUGUUUGUGAAUGUGGUUAUCCACUCGCUUUACAUGCCUUGUGGGAACGACAGGUGAAGAUCCAGGAUGGAGGUUUAUAUUGUGGGGAUCUGCAUCGCAGUAUGUGGAAACUUUCUCAUCAGCAUCUCCUUAAAUAUCCAGAAAUACACACAUGUGCGGCAGUCUCAGCGAGGGACGAAGCCGUACUACACCAGCCGUCUGUGGUGGUGCGGGAUCCUACUCAUGGGUUUGGGGGAGCUGGGGAACUUUGCUGCGUAUGGCUUCGCUCCGGCGUCGCUCAUCGCUCCGCUCGGCUGUGUGUCCGUCAUCGCGAGUGCAGUCAUUUCUGUGGUGUUUCUGAAGGAAACAUUACGUGCUUCAGACAUCCUUGGCGGGGCUUUGGCACUGACCGGAACCUACUUUCUGGUGACAUUCGCCCCUCAUUCAUCUCCUCAUGUCACGGCCAACAUGGUGGAGCGUUCUCUGGUCAGCUGGACCUUCCUGAUUUACUUUAUGUUUGAAAUGAUUCUGUUCGCGAUCCUGAUGUAUUUGUAUAAGUGCAGGAACAUAAAACACAUCGUAAUCAUGAUGAUCUUAGUGGCGUUACUCGCGUCGGUGACGGUGAUCUCGGUGAAAGCGGUUUCAGGAAUGAUCACAGAGACGAUUCGUGGAAGCCACCUGCAGCUCACGUAUCCCAUCUUCUAUAUCAUGUUCAUCAUAAUGGUCACGUCCUGCGUCUUUCAGAUCAAGUUUCUGAACCAGGCCAUGAAGAUGUUUGACGCCACCGAGAUUGUGCCUAUUAAUUACGUGUUCUUCACUGCGAGUGCCGUUGUUGCUGGCAUUUUAUUUUAUGAAGAAUUUUAUGGUUUAUCUUUGAUACAUGUCAUCAUGUUUGUGAUCGGGUGUCUUCUGGCGUUUACUGGAGUGUUUUUAAUCGCGAGAGCUCGCCCCCGAAUCAAGAUGGACCGUGUGUUCAUUUCAAUGGGCCAGAUUCCAGGCAAAAGCUGCACAGACAAAGUGCAGCCACAGUCAGACGACAGUAAAUAUGGAACACUGGCAUCUAAACUCACGUGUAACAGUGGGAUUCAGGACGAGCCGUAGAUGAAGACGCCCCCUGCAGGAGGAACA
Molecule: messenger RNA, 1212 nt
Organism: Puntigrus tetrazona (Sumatra barb)
Lineage: Eukaryota; Metazoa; Chordata; Actinopteri; Cypriniformes; Cyprinidae
Product: NIPA-like protein 2
Exons: 12
Coding region: 172-1185 (337 amino acids)
Biological process (GO): magnesium ion transport
Cellular component (GO): membrane
Molecular function (GO): magnesium ion transmembrane transporter activity
Source: RefSeq, a predicted model, not a curated record